Messenger RNA from Dimorphilus gyrociliatus, 1907 nucleotides. The record is from the annotation of a GenBank genome assembly. Lineage: Eukaryota; Metazoa; Annelida; Polychaeta; Dinophilidae.
UUUCAAUACUAGGAGGCGGUAGUAAAUAUUCAAUACUUAUCAUCUUGCCUACAACAUUUUAUCAAAUAUUUAUUAAUAUUGAUAUUUUAUUAUAUCAGCUUCACUAAAGACAAAAUGGCUACUGGUGGAUAUUUUAUUGACGAACAAAGUCUUAAAUGUUCCUUGUGCUCGGAUUCUUGGGUAGAUAAAGACCAUAGAGUACUUCCUUGUCAACAUACAUUCUGCCUGCAGUGUUUGCUGAAACUAAACUAUAAUAUAAAAUUAAUUUCUAGAAUAGGAUUAACAUGUCCUAAUUGCAAAGUAUUUCAUGCAGUAUCCAAGGAGAGUGUAGUAAAAUUACCUAAAAAUUAUCUCUCCAAAUCUCUUAAUAGAUUACCUUUGGAUGGAAAAUUUUGUGAAAAACAUAAACAACUUUCUACAUUGUUUUGUGCAAGUCACAAUAUUGAAAAUCUAUGCAAUAUAUGCUUUGACGAAGAUCAUUCGCAAUGUCAAAUUUCAACUAUGAAAAAACAAUUGAAAAACAAGGAAUUGAUAAUUUCUUAUUUAAAAAUUGAAGAGAAUAAUCAAAAAGAACUUUUAAGUGAAAUUGAAGGAACUGAAAAAGGUUAUUUGUUGAAAAUUCAAAAUGAUUUCCAAAUGAUUAGACAAGUUUCUGAAAAUUUAAGCAAGCAGAGAAAGGAUUCUUUAAUGAAUCUUUUAAAAGAUAACACCAAACAGCAGAAUUUAUUGGAAUAUUUAGAAAAUUUUUCGAAAAACAAACUACAGCUAACCAUACUUCAAAAUCCCAAAGUUGACUAUCAACUACAAGAAAUAGAUUAUGCAAACCAUACUAACAAUGAACAAUCGUUGACUUUGAAACCUUUCACAAAUAACACUAAAGAUACAGGUGAUCCAAGCUAUAUUAUUACAUUUCUACGAAAGAGAACAAAUAUGGAGAAAAUUGAUUUAUCAUAUAAUAUUUUGAAGAAAGGUGAUUGGUCAAUUGUUUGUCAACAACUUGAACAAUCAUCAUACCCGCUGAAAGAAGUUAAUUUUUCAAAUUGUGAUUUAACGGAGAAACUCUGUAAACCUAUUGAAAAAUUAUUACACAAAUGUUGCCAUAUUGAAUUAUUUGACAUAUCUAAUAAUAAUAGACUAGGUAAUGGAAUUCAAAGAAUCUGCAAUGGACUGGAAAAAGCAUCAGAUACGCUAAGGGAUUUGAAUUUUUCUAACUGUGGUUUGAAAUGGAAAAAUUGGGAAUUUUUUGAAAUUCAAACCAUAAAAUUCGGUAAUCUUGAAGUAAUAAAUUUAAAGAAAAAUAAAAAUAUUGCAAACGGAUUAUUUAGUUUUUUGAAUGGUUUUUCCAGCUCAGCGACAACUUUGAAGGAAAUUAAUCUAUCCAAUUGUAAUAUAGCUAAAACUGCCUGCCCCUCUUUGGAGACUUUUUUGGGGUCAUGUUCUAAUCUUGAAAUAAUUGACCUUUCAUAUAAUACUGGGAUGGGAAAAGGUUUGUCAGCUGUAAUUAAAUCUUUGGAAAAAUCAUCUAAAACUUUAAAGAAAAUUUUAAUUUCGAAUUGUAAUUUAACUGAAAAAAAUUGGAAAAAAAUUAAAACUAUUUUGAUGAAAUUUGACAAACUAGAAACAAUUGAUUUGUCAUUUAAUGAUAAAAUUGAAAAUGAUUUGCACAUUUGCAGCGGACUUUCGAAUUCCGUAUCGGUUAUAUACGAAAUGUUCGAUGUUUUGUGAGAUGUUAAUAUCUCUUUAGUUUUAGAAUAAAUAUCAUAUCAGUUGAUCAUGUGAUUAAUUUUUGAAUGCGGUGAGAUGUUUUGUUGAUGAAAUCUUCUUACUUAUGAUUAACAGCAACGCCCUCUACAUACCAUACUAGUAGAGAAAAUUCCUUAAUACAAAUUUCACUAGAUAAUCAUUAA